Musca domestica (house fly) is the source of this 1631-nucleotide messenger RNA. Its product is annotated as serine protease inhibitor 3/4. The transcript has 4 exons. The coding region runs from base 120 to 1514 and encodes 464 amino acids. Lineage: Eukaryota; Metazoa; Arthropoda; Insecta; Diptera; Muscidae. Gene Ontology annotation, molecular function: serine-type endopeptidase inhibitor activity. The record is from RefSeq and is a predicted model, not a curated record.
AAAAAACACCAUAUCGCCCAGUAUGAUUCAGUUGUGUUGUGAAACUCUUGGGGUUUGUGUUGUGCCUACAAAUUUUAGUUCAACAUUUUUGUAUUUGUUUGAAGACGGUAAUACGCCGAAUGAAAUCAGCUGUGGCUUUUAAAAAUACCAAUAAAAUUAAAACCCCCCUCAAAAAUAUUCUACCAACUGUUAAUCUCCCUGCCUUACUCAGCGUUGCUGUUCUUCUCCUAAUCUCUGUAUCCCCAAGCGUUCAAAGGCGUUCCAAAAAUAUGGCCAACGUAGAAUUCUCUCAAAGUCUGGAGGUGUUUGGUGUUAAACUUUUCACUGAAGUCGCCAAAGCGAAUGCAAAGAAAAAUGUCGUUUUCUCCCCCUUCUCGAUUCAAACUUGCAUCGCCAUGGCUCGGAUGGGUGCUGCCGGUGAUACAGCCAUUGAAAUGGACAAAGGCAUGGGCUUGACAGUGCAAAACGAAGAAUCGUUAGCCAAUAAUUAUCACAAUAUUUUGACUCAAUAUGAGAACAGCAAUAUUCUGAAAAUUGCCAAUAAAAUCUAUGUCAUGAAAAACUAUGAAGUCAAGGAAAAAUUCAAUGAGCUGCUGACCAAGAAAUUCUUCUCCACUGUGGAUAGCAUUGAUUUCGGGCAAAAUGUACAGGCUGCCAAGACCAUUAAUACUUGGGUGGAGUCGAAAACCAAUAAUCUCAUAAAGGAUCUUGUCUCCCCCAAUGUACUCGAUGACGAUACACGUUUGGUGUUGGUGAAUGCCAUACACUUUAAGGGUGAGUGGGCCCAUCCUUUCCCCGAAUAUGGCACAAAGGAGAAAGAUUUCUAUUUGGAUGAAACGAACAGUGUAAAGGUCUCCAUGAUGCACAUUAGCGAACGUUUCCGCUAUGGAGAAUUCCCAGAGUUGGAUGCCAAGGCCUUGGAAAUGCCCUAUAAAAAUUCAGAUCUUUCAAUGUUGAUAAUCUUGCCCAACUCUCGUACUGGCCUGGUGGAUUUGGAGGAAAAAUUGAAAUCCGUAUCGCUACAUGAUUUGACCAGCAAGAUGAGUUCGUAUAAGGUGAACGUGGACAUGCCCAAAUUUAAGGCGGAAUUUGAAAUGGAAUUGAGCGAUGUUCUGAAGAGUUUGGGCAUGGCUCGCAUGUUCUCCUCAGCAGCUGAUUUCAGCAAUAUGCUGAAGUCUCCAGAAGGUUUGCAGGUCUCCAAGGUUAUUCACAAAGCCUUCAUUGAGGUCAAUGAGAAGGGUACCGAAGCUGCUGCUGCCACAGGCAUGUCGAUUCGCAAGAAACGCUGUAUAGUUGACUUUGACGAACCGAAAGAGUUCAGCGUUGACCACCCAUUUAUAUAUCAACUAUAUCAUAAAACAACUGUAACGUCCCCACCAUCCUCACCCACAUCAACUGACGAAGCAACAACAAUUUUACCAUUAUUCAUGGGUUCACAUCAAGUCGCGGUAGCCGAUGCGGUCACACCUCCGACCGCCGACUCAAGUACAAAUAGAAUUAGUGAUGAAUUAUAAAUCAAAAUAGCAACAACAACAAAAUGUUAUAGAUAUACAUAUUAAUUGUAUUUUUUUCUUUUUGGCGAAAUAUAAAAGAAAUGGCAACUAAAAAUGGUAUUAAUAUGAUGAUAUUAA